UCGCUGAACCCGGGGUACAGGCCGAGCGAGCCCCAGUCGUUCGGGCGAACGAAACCUGCUGGGACCCGUAAUUGUUGGGUCUCGAGGAAUGCUGGGAUUUGUAGUUUUCAGCUACGGCUUGACUAGUCGCUUAUUUGGGCUUUUAUUUCACCUUUUUUUCCUCUAGAUUCAUUUCGGGGAACCUGGAGAGGCAUUUCCGAGAGAAAACAGCGAUUUGGGAAACUGGACAUUCCUUGGUUUCUUAUUCCAACCCUGUGAAGCACUCUCUCAACAUCUUCAGUUAAAAAAUUGGACUGUAAACCCCAGGAGGCCAGCGGUAUGGUUGGAGCCUAUCCUAGCCACAAGUGGCAGUUGUUGGGAUGAGUCGGCUGUUUAAUUAGACACCAAAGUCUGAACUGGCCUCAAGAUUGCACACUCUGGAUCGCCCCCGCCCCCUACCCCCUCAGAAGCCAUUUCUAACAACCACAGUGGCUGUGAGCCCCUUUAGGAUACACCAGCUGCCCAAGGAAUUUGAAUCACCCGCUGGAUGCUCAACCGCAGGCAUUUCUCUUGACAUCAUGAUGCAGCUGCCAGUCUUGGAACCUGGAGACAAGCCCAGGAAAACAAUAUGGUACACUUUGAUUCCCUCGGGAGACAGCCCCAGCCCUCGAGUUGGUCACAGCUGCUCAUAUUUACCCCCAGUUGGUGAUGCCAAGAAAGGGAAGGUCUUCAUUGUUGGGGGAGCAAAUCCAAACCAAAGCUUCUCAGAUGUACAUACCCUGGAUCUAGAAACACACCAGUGGGAUUUAGCAACAUGGGAGGGCCUCUUGCCCCGGUAUGAGCACGCCAGCUUCAUUCCCUCCUGCACACCUGACAGUAUAUGGAUAUUUGGAGGUGCCGACCAGUCAGGAAAUCGAAAUUGUCUCCAAGUCCUGAAUCCUGAAACCAGGGCGUGGACCACACCAGAGGUGACCAACACUCCACCAUGUCCAAGAACAUUCCACACAUCAACGGCAGCUAUUGGAAACCAGCUAUAUGUCUUUGGGGGCGGUGAAAGGGGUUCCCAGCCUGUGCAGGAUAUGAAGCUACAUGUAUUUGACGCAAGUACUCUGACCUGGUCCCAGCCAGAGACAUUUGGAAAUCCUCCAUCUCCCCGGCAUGGUCAUGUAAUGGUGGCAACAGGGACACAGCUCUUUAUCCAUGGAGGCUUAGCAGGAGACAAAUUCUUUGAUGAUCUUCAUUGCAUUGAUAUAAGUGACAUGAAGUGGCAGCAGCUUAGUCCCACAGGGGCUGCCCCGGAAGGCUGUGCUGCCCACUCAGCUGUGGCUGUGGGAAAACAUGUGUAUAUCUUCGGAGGAAUGACUCCCAGUGGUGCACUGGACACCAUGUACCAGUAUCACACAGAAAAGCAGCACUGGACCUUGCUUAAGUUUGAUACUUUUCUACCUGCUGGACGAUUGGACCAUUCCAUGUGCAUCAUUCCAUGGCCAGUUACAUCUGCCUCUGAGAAUGACAACUCAAAUUCGGUCACUCUGAAGUUUGAAGAUGAGAAAGGGGAUUCCACUGACAAAGGAGUGUACAAAGAUGAUGACUCCCAGGAGAAUCAGACUGACACACUGCUCUGCUUUGUGUUUGGUGGGAUGAAUACAGAAGGGGAAAUCUAUGAUGAUUGUAUUGUGACGGUGGUUGACUAAUAAAAUUCAAAACUUUUA
Molecule: messenger RNA, 1691 nt
Organism: Perognathus longimembris pacificus (Pacific pocket mouse)
Lineage: Eukaryota; Metazoa; Chordata; Mammalia; Rodentia; Heteromyidae
Gene: Rabepk
Product: Rab9 effector protein with kelch motifs
Exons: 9
Coding region: 558-1673 (371 amino acids)
Molecular function (GO): protein binding
Source: RefSeq, a predicted model, not a curated record